UCAUUGUGUUUCAAUCAAUCAUUUUCAAAGUCCUAGACCACAGGAACCCGGCCGCCGUGGCCGAACUCGGUGUGAUCUUCUGGGCUUGUGCCUCACCCUCACCCUCACUGUGAACAAAUACUCAUGGACUCAGCAGUAGCUACAGUACCACUAACAGUGCCAGAUGUUAUAAAGUUAUAUAUGUUAUAAAGUACAUAAUAACACUGAGCCAGAAAUACACCACGGACACCAUAUCUCUACCUCUGCGACUACAAAGACUGAAUACUAGACUAGUGUGGACGUGCGCUCACUCUAUGCUUUAACUCCGUGCCACUAACCCAGCUUCCACAUCUGAACACUGGCUUGUACUUCAUUCUGCUAGCGUAUUCAAGCUACGACCAACAUGUUUAAGAGGGGAGAAGAAGAAAGGUGGGUGUAUAACAACCGUUUUCAGUCUAUAGUCUAUCAAAUACUACAUCAUCUGGUCACUUUGUGACUUUAUUGAAGGUUUCACGAUUCCCCAUAAGAAGGUGAUUCUCACCGGAAAUCCGGUGUUCAUAGACCCACAUAUGUCCUUCAGUAGAGCUGGCCUGCUGGUCUUUCUGCUUCAGUGUCUUUACUGCAGUGUGUGUGCUGCAAGAGGGAAAGGAAGGAAGGAAUGUGGGGAAUUCUGCUUUAGCUCCAGUUCACAUGGCUAAUCUUUAUCGCCUCUGGACUUGAUUUCAGAUUAUUCUUUCCAAUGACCUACAUUCAGAAAAAUCGUCCACAGGUCAGUCUGGGAAAAUCAGAGCAGCCUGAAAUGAGAUCAGAUGAGAUCAGACCGCCCUUUUGUUGUUGAGUUGUAGGAGUCUACAACAUGCGUAUCAAACUUUUAUCUCAAAUCAAAAAGUGCAAUUUCAAAUGAAAAACAUGAAUUGGAUGUUAGUAUAACUUUGUUACUCUGUGUGUGUGUGUGUGUGUGUGUGUGUGUGUGUGUGUUAACCCUUAACGUGAUUAGUCCUGCUUUGUGAGUCUCGAGGAGGAGGAGGAGGAGGAGGGGCAGCAUUGUUAGGGAGGGAAAACCACGUCACCCUGUCAGAAAGUGUAAUCUGCACCGGAGAGACAGUUUGGACUCCAGCUUCUGUCUCAUCUCGCCGUGUCUUCUAGGAGGUUUUUACACAAAGAUGCAGACGGGAUUUCGGGUAAACCUGAGCCCUGUUAAAGAGCCACUGGGCUUCAUCAAGUUGGUGGAGUGGUUUGCGGCUCUGUUUGCCUUUGGAUGCUGCGGCGGUUACACUGGCCGGAACGUGAUUUCCCUGAUUUGUGGCGAUGGAAAAAACGAGACCCUUAAUGCCACUUUCACAUACCCAUUCAGGUUAAACCGAGUGCUGCUGGUUGAAGACAAUGUCACUCUGUGUAACCGCAGCGCGUCUGAAACACAUCUGAUGGGGGACUCUUCGUCCUCGGUGGAGUUUUUCGUGGCCGUGGCCGUCCUGGCAUUCCUCUACUGCAUGGUAGCUCUGUUGGUUUACGUGGGCUACAUGCACGUAUACCACGACUCUAACUUUGGCCCGGUGUUUGAUUUUUUGGUGACAACAGCAUUUGCUUUCCUGUGGCUGGUGUCCGCAUCGGCCUGGGCUCAAGGGCUGCAGAAGGUCAAGCAUGCCACAGGCACAGAGGGCAUCAGCACCAGUCUGACGUUAUGCAGAAAGCCUGUCACGUGUGAGGUCACAGAAUUUUCCAGCAUGCGCACGCUGGAUAUAUCAGUGGUGUUUGGCUUCCUGAACCUGAUCAUCUGGAGUGGUAAUGCCUGGUUUGUUUACAAGGAGACCUGUUGGCAUUCACAGACGCGCAACUCUCAACAGGAGGCAGAGCGUGGACGGGGCCCUGGCCCUAUCUAGAGGCAUCUCCCAGGCAAGCACAUGACCAUAUCGACCCACAAGCUCCAAGGACUCUUUUGUUGCAAAAGUGAAUUAGGAUUCUGCCUCAUUUGUGUAAGCAUUUUCUGUUUUCUUUUUUUCUCCUCAUACUCAAAUGCAUUCAAAUAUAUAGUCAGCAUGAACAGUCCACUCUAUACCUGUGCCAGUUUAUCUAUUAUUGCAUACAUAUAACCUCAGCAUAGAGUCCCUUACCUUGUUAAAUGCAAUUUGUAAAACAAAUUUUUCUGUGAUCAAAUUUUCAUUGGCACUUUUUAUUAUUAUUAUUAUUAUUAUUAUUAUUUUUUUUUUUUACAGCUUUCAUUCAUGUGUGAAUGUGAUUUCUUCUAGUAUAAUAUGUUCCUGGAACAACAUUCAUUUUUACCAAACACUAAUCUACCAUCUAGCACGCCUGAUACAUUAUUAUUUUUUUUUACUUAGCUGUGCAUUUCAGCUUUUCCAAAUGUAGUAAAUAUACUGGGAGAUUGGUCGUAAUUGGCUGUAGUCCACUGUUUAAGCCCGUUUAAGCCUGUUUAAGGUCAUUUCGAGUAGCUGAGGAGUGGGAGCACCACUGACGAUAUCACAUCCAGGAAAACGUCUUACUUGGAAAAUCUUGUACACCUUGAGCAUUGUUUUUGAGUAUUGUUUCUUUUUUUUUCCUGACUACUUAUAUAUCUGUGAAUGUUUAUAACUUUUAAUACAUUUUUUUUUGUGGCAAUAUCUUUUAUAUUUAAUGAAUAAAGUGAGAUUGAAUCUGACUAACUGAGAAAGCUCAUUCCUACAACGAAGAAAUGUGAGCAAAUGUGGGUAUAAAACACCUUUUGUUUGUGCUUUUACCCUGUGACUUCACUGAUUGCCAUUCACCCUGGGAACAAACAAAACAUUUUUGUUGAAGAGAAUGCCCCGAUAUUCCAGUAAGACAGCUUAAGCUUUAUUUCAAACGCUGGCUUUUUUUACAGCAGCAGAUUGAUGGAUUCAUUAAUCUGAUCAUCUCAAAUAUGUCUUUAUAUAAAAAACAUAUUGGCUAUACAUUUUUUUAAUCCUCUUUUUUUUUUAAAUAUAUGAAAUGUAUAUUAAUUGUCAGUUACCAGGUUAUCUAAAUCACCUAAGCACUCAUCAGUUAUAAUUAUAUGAUACACUUGAUGACCAAAAGUAUGUGGACACCUGACCAUGACACUCAUAUGUGGGGUUGGCUCCCUCAGCUCACUCUUCCGGGAAGGCUUUCCACUACAUUUUGGAGCGUGGCUGUUGGGGAUUUGUGUUCAUUCAGCUACAAGAGCAUUAGUGAUGUUGGUAUGUCGAGGAGGCUUCAGUUCCAGUUCAUCCAAAGGUGUUCAGUGGGGCUGAGGUCAGGGCUCUGUGUAGGACACUCGAGUUCCUCCACCUACUUCCAAACCCUAACACACCACGUCUUCAUGGAGCUCGCUUUGUGCACAGGGUCAUUGUCAUGCUGGAACAGGUUUGAGCCUCUUAGUUCUAGUGAAAGGAAAGUGUAAUGCUACAGCGUACAAACACAUUCUAUACAAUUG
Ictalurus furcatus (blue catfish) is the source of this 3403-nucleotide messenger RNA. It is a transcript of the gene sypl1, whose product is annotated as synaptophysin-like 1. The coding region runs from base 1143 to 1859 and encodes 238 amino acids. The transcript is spliced from 5 exons. Gene Ontology annotation, cellular component: synaptic vesicle; synaptic vesicle membrane. Lineage: Eukaryota; Metazoa; Chordata; Actinopteri; Siluriformes; Ictaluridae. The record is from RefSeq and is a predicted model, not a curated record.